Molecule: messenger RNA, 462 nt
Organism: Podospora anserina S mat+
Lineage: Eukaryota; Fungi; Ascomycota; Sordariomycetes; Sordariales; Podosporaceae
Exons: 2
Coding region: 1-462 (153 amino acids)
Biological process (GO): vesicle-mediated transport
Cellular component (GO): Golgi membrane
Source: RefSeq, a predicted model, not a curated record
AUGACCCUAAAAGAAGAAUUCCAAACCCGCAACUUCAGCAUCUACGGCCAAUGGCUAGGAAUCCUCUCCAUGAUCCUCUGCUUCGCCCUCGGCCUCUCCAACAUGAUCUCCUCCAUCUUCUCCCUCAACAUCGUCAUCAUCGCCUUCUCCAUCCUCGCCAUGGUUUUCUCCUUUGUUAUCCUCUUCGUCGAAGUCCCCCUCCUCCUCCGCAUCUGUCCUACUUCCUCCUCCUUUGACGCGGCAAUCCGCAAGAUCUCGACAAACUACAUGCGUGCGGGCGCGUACGGGGUUAUGGCGCUGGUGAUCUGGCUGAGUUGCAUCAGCACCCGGACGAGCUUGAUCGCUGCGGCGGUGUUCUUGACCUUGACGGGGGCGUGUUAUGGGUUGGCGGGGGCGAAGGGGCAGGCUUUUGUUGGGAGUAAGACGCUUGGCGGGCAGGGGGUGGCGCAGAUGAUUGUGUGA